UCACCCACCUCUCCCACAAUGUCCGCCCCGCCCUCCGACCCCCUGCCCCUCACCGCGCCCGGCAUCACCGUCUCCCUCACCCACUCCCCGCUCAACCCCCUCACGCCCCUCACCUUCGUCAAAUCCCCCAAAGCCGGCGCCGUCGUCCUCUUCGCCGGCACUACCCGUGACUCCUUCGACGCCCGCCCCGUCGCCACCCUCGCCUACGAGUCCUACGCCCCCCUCGCCCUCACCACCCUCCUCUCUAUCGCCACUGCGCUGAAAGCCAAGCACGGCCUCCUCGGCGUCGCAAUCGUGCAUCGACUGGGCGAGGUGCCGGUGGGCGAGGAGAGCAUACUGAUUGCGGUGAGUGCGCCGCAUCGGCAAGCGGCGUGGCGCGCGGGCGAGGAGGCGCUGGAGGAGACGAAGAGGCGGGCGGAGAUUUGGAAGUUGGAGAGGUUUGUUGGGGGGGAGGGGGUGUGGAGGGCGAAUCGGGAUGGGGUUAUGGGGGUGAAGGUGGAGGAAAGGAAGGAGGAGCGAGGGGCAUAAAUGAGUGUUUUCGAUGGGGGAUUGAAGCUGUUUGGGAUACGUUUGGUGAAGGGAUGGGCUGGGGCUAUGAAAUCACGGAAUAGGCGUGGUAUGGUGUAAUAGUAUGCACGAAGUCAAGAACGGCGCGCUCGGGAUUGAAGGCAUUCACCUUAAUUCUUGUGAUCUUGGAAGCUGCGUUGCUGUUGUAUAGAAGGAAUUUCAUCUCAAGCUUCAAAUAUAGCA
Molecule: messenger RNA, 750 nt
Organism: Mytilinidion resinicola
Lineage: Eukaryota; Fungi; Ascomycota; Dothideomycetes; Mytilinidiales; Mytilinidiaceae
Product: Molybdopterin biosynthesis MoaE
Exons: 1
Coding region: 19-528 (169 amino acids)
Biological process (GO): Mo-molybdopterin cofactor biosynthetic process
Cellular component (GO): cytosol
Molecular function (GO): molybdopterin synthase activity
Source: RefSeq, a predicted model, not a curated record